Molecule: messenger RNA, 987 nt
Organism: Symbiodinium sp. CCMP2592
Lineage: Eukaryota; Dinophyceae; Suessiales; Symbiodiniaceae
Source: the annotation of a GenBank genome assembly
AUGCGCAAGGCCCAAGAGCGGGCUUUUCUUGAGCGCUUCGGGCUCGACCCACCUCUCGGCUUCCAGGUAAGGGCCCAUGCUGUACCGAGAGCACGCUGCCGCGAGGAUGUCCUCGAAGCUGUGCGAAAGGACGGCUGGUCCUUGCAGCAUGCUCCAGCGCACCUACAGGCCGAUCGCGAAGUGGUGCUUGCCGCCGUCGAGGAGGAUGGCUGGGCUUUACAGUUCGCCGCCCCAGAGCUGCACGGCGACCGGGACCUCGUCCUCCGAGCGGCGAGGAAGGAUGGCUGGGUACUGUCCUUGGCCUCGGCGUCCGUGCGUGCGGAUAAGGAGGUCGUGCUGGCAGCCGUCGGUCAAGACUGGCGAGUGCUCCGCAUCGUUCCUGCUGAACUCCGAGCCGAUCGAGAUGUCGUCCUCAAGGCUUUAUUGCAGGAGGGCUGGGCCCUGGAAUUUGCGUCGCCAGAGCUGCAGGCCGACAGGGACGUAGUCUUGACAGCGGUGAAGAAGACAGGGGAGGCCUUACGCUACGCCCGACAGUAUUGCGGCGAUUAUGAAGUCGCUUUCGCGGCUGCUCAGAACUGUGGCUUGGUGCUGGCGCUCCUCGAGCCGCACGUGCAGGAUGCGGCCCUGGUCCUGGCAGCAAUCCGGCAGGAUGCCAGGGCCAUGGACUUCGUCGAACCGCACCUCCGCCCUGCGGUGCAGGAGGCCUUGGGCUUGCCGUACAGCCCGUGGGGAGCUGCAGGUGCGGCGCCGAAGGGCCCCGAGACGACGUGUUCCGAAGCAAGGCUGGCAGAUCCCUUGUUAAAGUCUCACUUCGCUCAGCUGGGCCUGCCUGAGACGGCUUCUGUGGAGGAGGUUCGCCAGAGCUUCCGAAGGCUCGCGCUGAGGUAUCAUCCAGACAAGAACAGCGAGGACGUGGGCAGAGCCACCGAGGCUUUCCAGCGCAUCAACAAGGCCUACACGGCACUGAAAGAGGCAUUUGGAGAAUGA